This is a messenger RNA of Hippocampus zosterae (dwarf seahorse), 4683 nucleotides long. Its product is annotated as excitatory amino acid transporter 2-like. Gene Ontology annotation, molecular function: neutral L-amino acid transmembrane transporter activity; L-glutamate transmembrane transporter activity; glutamate:sodium symporter activity. Gene Ontology annotation, cellular component: plasma membrane. Gene Ontology annotation, biological process: L-glutamate transmembrane transport. NCBI's taxonomy places the organism in Eukaryota, Metazoa, Chordata, Actinopteri, Syngnathiformes, Syngnathidae. Bases 235 to 1971 code for a protein of 578 amino acids. The record is from RefSeq and is a predicted model, not a curated record. The transcript has 11 exons.
UCUUGCAGUGACUUGUUCUGUGGUCUGAUCCGAGUGGAAAGGACUCGUGUUCUGUGGAUGCUCAGGAGGAGCCGGUGGACAGCUGAGAGCUACCAGCACAUCUCUGCUGGCCGCAGCCAACAGCCAUACUUGGGACCCUAUCUUCUGCUGCUCUACUUCUUUUCGUUGCAUGGAGCAGGUGUGAUUUUUACAGAGACUGAUUGAAUACCAAAGCUGGUGAAGUGACCUCGGUCAAUGCAUAUAGCCGUUACUUCAUUUCAGGUAGAGUUGCGUGCCAACAGUAUGCCUAAACAAGUGGAGGUGAGGAUGCACGAGAGUCACCUGGAGCCAAUAGAGUCCCGGCCUCAAUCCAAAUGUGCCAGACUCUGCUCCAACAUGUUCAAGAACCUUCUGCUCACACUCACUGUCCUCGGUGUGAUCUUAGGUGCAGUGGCAGGGAUGUUGCUUCGUGUAGCCUCCCCAAUUCACCCGGACAUCAUCAUGGUCAUUGCCUUUCCUGGAGAUAUCCUCAUGAGAAUGCUGAAGAUGUUGAUCCUGCCUCUUAUCAUCUCCAGUUUAAUCACAGGACUGGCUGGUUUGGAUGCCAAAUCUAGUGGUCGUCUGGGUACCAGAGCAAUGGUCUACUACAUGUCCACCACUAUCAUCGCUGCCAUCCUGGGAGUCAUCCUCGUAUUGGUUAUCCAUCCUGGAAACCCCAAACUCAAAGAGAAUCUCGGCGAGGGAGAGAAGAAUGAUGAUGUGUCCAGCUUGGAUGCCUUCUUUGAUCUGAUCAGGAACCUGUUCCCAGAGAACCUGGUGCAGGCUUGUUUCCAACAGAUCCAGACGGUGACUAAGAAGGUGGAGGUGGUUGUUGAGGAAGAUGUCAAUGCCACUGCUGUGGAGGGCCUUUUGGCAAAUAUUACCAAGGAACCUCAGUUUACCAUUAAAAAGUCCCUGCAGUUCAAGAGUGGAAUGAAUGUCUUGGGUCUGAUUGGUUUCUUUAUUGCAUUUGGCAUCUGCAUGGGCAAGAUGGGAGAGCGGGCCAGAUUGAUGAUUGAAUUUUUCAACAUUCUCAACGAGAUUGUGAUGAAACUUGUCAUCUUGAUCAUGUGGUAUUCUCCCUUUGGUAUUGCCUGCCUGAUCUGCGGUAAGAUCAUUUCCAUAAAGGACUUGGAAGUGGUGGGCAGGCAACUGGGAAUGUAUAUGGUCACUGUGAUUGUUGGCCUCAUCAUUCACGGAGCCAUCUUCCUCCCGAGUAUCUAUUUUGUAAUCGUCAGGAAAAACCCCUUCAAAUUCUUCUUGGGGAUCUUCCAGGCCUGGAUCACCGCCCUGGGCACUGCAUCAAGCGCCGGGACACUGCCUGUUACUUUCCGCUGUCUGGAGGAGAAUUUGGGAAUCGACAAAAGAGUCACUCGUUUCGUGCUCCCAGUUGGUGCCACCAUCAACAUGGAUGGAACUGCUCUGUAUGAGGCUGUAGCUGCUAUCUUCAUUGCCCAGAUGAACGGUGUCCACCUGGACCCCGGUCAGAUUGUGACCGUUAGUCUCACAGCCACUCUGGCCAGUGUUGGAGCUGCUAGUAUUCCCAGUGCUGGACUGGUGACCAUGCUCUUGAUUCUGACUGCUGUGGGGCUGCCAACCCAGGACAUCAGUCUGCUAGUUGCUGUAGACUGGCUUCUGGACCGGUUCAGGACCUCCGUGAAUGUGGUUGGGGACUCCUACGGUGCAGGCAUCGUGUACCACAUGUCCAAGGCAGAGCUUGAAGAGCUGGAUGCGCACGCGGCUAAAUCAGACGACAUUGAAAUGACAAAGACCCAGUCGUAUUACGACGAGAUGAAGAACCACCACGAAAACAAUUCCAACCAGUGCGUUUUAACGCCUACCACAAAUGCUAACAAUUCUGUCGUAGUAGAUGAGUGCAAGGUAACCUCUGCCACAAACGACUCUGCUGCGGAGUGCACGCUUGUUGAGGAGGAACCAUGGAAACACGAAUAAUGGCAGUGCAGAGAUCUCCUGCUCCUGGGCUCCACAAGCUUUCCUUUCUGGUGAUGGAAAAAAAAAGAGUGAAUGAAAAAAAAAAGUCAUAUGAACAAAACUACUAAUGUUUUUGAUGUAGUCUAGUUUUCUUUAUUAGUAGUCCCUUUAAGAUGUUGUUUUUUUAAUUCUCUCUCUGACUGAUAACUACUACUAAUUCACUUAACGGUGAAACAGCGGGACGCGCUUCCUGUUAGAGCACAGUUAUGUCCUUAAUAGCAGACUCUUGCACAAUACAUUUCAAUGUCGAAGGAGGGAAGGAAGAGAAAAACGUGAGAAACACACUAUUGCUAGCAAUACAUUCCGCUUCCACUUGAAGCAUCUCAGAGGGAGAUUGAUUAUUGUAACGAGAGUGGGAGUCGUCACUUCCUCGCUUCACUUCCGUUUUCGGGCCAUCAGAAGCACAUGUGCCAAGAUCGUGUUUAUUCUUAGUCUUAGAAUGCACCCAGCUACAUUUAUCAAUUAUUUGCCAGAAUUGAUGAAAGGGUUGGGGGCAAGUUCUACUGAGCCUUAUAGCACAAUAUUCAUGACAGAACAGUAAAGCACAAAUCGUACCAUGAAGACAAAUUCAAAACACUAUGUGUUUCCUUUUUUAUUCACUUUAAUUUAGGUACAGGGCAUUUGUGUGUGUGUGCGUGUGCGUGUGCGUGUGCGUGUGCGUGUGCGUGUGUGUGUGCGUGUGCGUGUGCGUGUGUGUGUGUGUGUGUGUGUGCGUGCGUGUGCGUGUGCGAGUGUGUUCGAGCAUUCAGAAGAAAGAUGAAGUGAGUUUCCGGGACCGAAAAGGCAGAAAGAAAUAUUCUAAAAAGGGGUUCAAACUGCCACAGUCAUAUCAGAGACCAGAAUUUAUGUCUGGUUAAAUUGACACAAUCUCUAAUUCCAAUGAAAUUCCACCUUUAAAAGACAGCAUUAUCACUGCCUGAAAUAAUUGAGUGACACCAAUGACAUUAAAGUGAAAUUUGGAUUGGAACGCCAAUGAUGAAUUGGCUUAUCUAAAAUCCACGAUGGCACAACCACUAAAUGAUGUAAAGCACAAAGCACAUGGCACAAAAUAAAGGUAUCGAGCCAUUGACUUGACGUCCCGGUAGGCGGCGCGUUCAAAAUUAUGCAAAUACUGCACGUAGGUUCCAAGAGAAAACUGGAAAUUGUCAGGCCUUGACGUUUACUGCUGUAAAAUUAGAAAGAAGACAUUUGCAGGAAUCCUGCCAACUUCCUCACCUGAGCUCUUCCUAUCAGGAAACGAUGGCUUAAUCGCACAACGCAUUCCCGACAUUAACUCUGACAAUGUGCAGAGGCUUCACGCCUGAAUGUUACAUUGCGGUGGUUGACGGAUUCUCUACCUGCGCUUAGGAUCACAUUAGUUUGGAUGAAACACAGACAGAGAUGAGACAAAGUGCAGCUAAUGGACGUCAGAUGGGAUUGUUGACAUGCACAAACAGAGACAGACCAGAGAUAUUUGUACUCAUCCUUGAGGAGCCUCCGAAGAUUCUUAUUUUGCCAGCUGUACAAAGGCAAACGAUUCCGUAUUUUUAGCCGCCAGAGCCCAAGACUGUUUCUGCAAACCCUCGAUGCUGCAGUGUGUGCCCAUAUGCAUGAUUUCACUACACAGAAAAGUGGACAUAUAUUCCCUCACUUUUCACCCAAAUCAGGUAAUAUUAAUUUCGAUCCCUCAAACAAGCAUCGGCGCGAUUGUGUGUCUUAUUCCGUAUGAGUGAGAAAUCUGUUUCUGUUUCUUGUCAUUCCUUCCUGUCUUGUUUCUCUCCAUUUGUGCUUAAUGACAACCCGGCAUCGAAGAUGUCUGCGUCACACUAAGGCACACGACUAAAUGUUGACGGAACAGUAGAAAAGCUAACAAAAUACCUAUUGCACCACUCAGUAUAGUUGAGUUCGCUCACAAGCCAUCGUAGUGGGCUUCCAUACCCGACAAUGCACAUUUGUGGCACACAUUAGCAUAUGAACACGCUUAUACAAACCACCGAGGUGACAAAACACUGAAGAGCACAGCGCUGACACCCUUCCAGUUCGACCUUAUGGUUUUGUUUCCUCCAGGAACAAAGUUUCUCCAUUUAGGAGGCCAUGAGCACGAUCAUGAUGAGAGUUGGACCACGUUUAUGUUCAAACUAUUUUAGAAGCAUGAAUAAAAUGAGAUGAUGAUGAUUUUUUUUUUUUGCACCACUUUCUUAAAAGCAUGAUAUAUGAAGUGCCUCCUUGCACUUUUGUGUAUAUAUUGUAGUCUACAGUGUUUUGUUGUCGUUGUUUGUUUUCAUCCUCUCUCCCUGUUGGGGAAUGAUGAAAUGGUUUGUAGGAAUAUAGUUUUAUCGCUGUUACAUUUGAAAUGUAAUCCUAGAGAAAAUAUAUCAUGUAUGUCUUGAGUAGAACUAGAGUAGCCAAAAUGUAUAUGCAGGAAAUUGUGUAUUAAAUUGCUCUUUUCAUUUAUUUUUUUUAUUCGCUAAUAAUUAGGUGCUUUACUUAUCUGUCACUCAAAAAUAUACAGUAUAAAUAUCUUUUUUGUAUCUAAUGUAAGCCUUUUUGAAUGUUUGUUCUAUGACAAUAUAAGCAGUGUUCAUUCAUUGUCAUUGUACAGAAAUAGAUAUGUCAAUGUUCUGACCCGUGGCAAUGCAGAAUAUCCUGAAGCAACAUUUGCAUGAGGAGAACAAAUAAAAAUAAAAAACACAA